This is a messenger RNA of Pyrenophora tritici-repentis Pt-1C-BFP, 2074 nucleotides long. NCBI's taxonomy places the organism in Eukaryota, Fungi, Ascomycota, Dothideomycetes, Pleosporales, Pleosporaceae. The record is from RefSeq and is a predicted model, not a curated record.
AUCAUCACACUCGGUCUUUACCACUCGGUAUCUAAUACUCACAGUCGCUUCAUUCUAAUUUCUACACAAUCUUUUGAUAAUGCGUUCCUUCAUCAUCAUCGGAGCUGCUGCUCUCGCCGCAGCGUCUCCCGCACCACAAGGCAUCGACUUCAACCAACUCAAUGCCAUCGUCAACAAUGGCCCCAAGGGUCCCCCAAUGGGUGUAGUUAGCCAGUCGGCUUACCACCAGGCCGAGGCUCAGAACAAAGCCGCUUCCGCCGUCACUGGUGUUGCUACUGCUAAGCAGGCCAAGAGGGAUACUUCUGCCAACCUCGAGUCUCGCAGCCCUACCUUCUGGGGAUUGUUCGGCUCUCCCUCUUCUGGAGGUUACGGUUCUUCAAACGGAGGCUACGGAAACACACCUCCCCCUCCCCCUCCAGCUGGAAACGGUGGCUAUGGCAACACACCUCCUCCUCCCCCUCCUCCUCCAGCUGGAAACGGUGGAUACGGAAACACACCUCCCCCACCUCCCCCUCCUCCAGCUGGAAACGGUGGAUACGGAAACACACCUCCCCCACCUCCCCCUCCUCCAGCUGGAAACGGUGGAUACGGAAACACACCUCCCCCACCUCCACCUCCUCCAGCUGGAAACGGUGGCUACGGAAGCCCUGCUCCUGGUCCUGCUCCUGGUGGUCAAGGUCCUGCUCCCGGUCCAGGUCCCGCUCCUGGCCCAGUUCCUGCUCCCACCCAAGGCUCAGGCCCUGGUUACGGCUAUGGAAGUGGUUACGGAAGUGGUUACGGAGGUGGUAACUCUACCGCCCCUACAAACACCGUUGUAGUCCCAGCUCAGACUCCUUCCCCAACACCAACACCAACACCCGCUGCUACUACCCGAACCUUCAGCGCGGGCGAGAGCACCAACUUGGCUCCUUCAUCCUGCACACCAGUCAGCUGGACAAACACUUUCGCUUUCACCUCCGCCCCAGCAUGCGCUACAGCGAUCGAGGUCGGUACUUUCUGUGGAUUUAUCAACCCCGAAGACCCAUGCGCUGCUCAGCCCAACGCCUACGGCCCAUCUCAAAACUCCCCCGAUACCGCCGAGGCUUUCAAGAGCAACUCUGUCUACCAUGAGCUCGCGACUUCUGCCAAGACUCCUUCCGGUUACGAGCAGGCUUUCUCAGACUUGAGCGCCUCCGUUUCUGGCAGCGGCUACCUUGGAUACUACGAGCUUGAGAGCUACGACACUGCUGCGUGCGCUGCCAAGUGCGAGAGCACUGCCACCUGCACUGGUUUCGACCUCUUCAUUGAGCGUGACCCUAAGUGGAACCCGCGCCAGUGCUCUUGCACCAAGCCCGACUCUGUCACCCGCUUCAAGUGCACUCUCUGGGGUCAGGAUGUUACCAAGGCGUCUGCUACCAACAACGGUCAGGACCAGGACGGCUUCGAGGUUGUCAUUGUCGGUUCCAACGGAUACAACAAGAAGACCUACACUCCUCCUACUCCUCCUUCUUGCAGCAAGCCUCAGUCGUGCGGACACAAGCUUCACAACCAGCAGCCAUACUGCAUGGGUCAGAGCACCUUCCCCGGUCCUUUCGACCCUUCGCUCUGCGCGGCAUAUGCCCAGAAGCAGAACUCUGUCAACCGCAAGGGUGGCAUCAUUGGCGCCUUCCUUUCCAUGUUCGGCAUGAACAAGGGUGGCUGCGUCCAGUUCCAGGCUGCUUACCUCGAGAAGGACGGUGUCGGUUUCGGUACCCACUGCCGUCUUUUCACCAAGAAGUUCGUCGCCGCACAGGCCAACCUCGAGAUCAACACUGCUGGAUGGGGAUGCCAGAAGUCCUUCACCUUUGACCUUGACGUCAACGCCAGCUUCAACUGGGGCGGAUUCUCCCUGAAGCGCGAAGAGUAAGCUUUGGCUACUCGCAUCUCCAUGACUCUUUUCUUCGAUGAUGUUGCAUGGUAUCGCAGACCUUUCUGCAUUUCUUCAUUACAUAACAUUUUCUUGGCUUUACUUUGGGCACCAAAAGCUCGCUGCAGAGUCACUCCUUAGCACAUUUUAGCAUACCAUUAGACAUAAUGUAACGAUCUUUGACUUCAA